Messenger RNA from Aspergillus aculeatus ATCC 16872, 477 nucleotides. RefSeq lists its product as uncharacterized. The coding region runs from base 1 to 477 and encodes 158 amino acids. The record is from RefSeq and is a predicted model, not a curated record. The transcript has 2 exons. NCBI's taxonomy places the organism in Eukaryota, Fungi, Ascomycota, Eurotiomycetes, Eurotiales, Aspergillaceae.
AUGGCCACCCAAGAUCAUGAUCAGGAAAUAAGUCUGAGACUCCGCAAACACUGCCGUUACAAUCUCGAUACAAUCAAGGAUAAAAUACGCCAGCUACAGACCGACCAUAUCGACCAACACGAUGCCCAAAAUGCGGGCGUCCAACAUCGCCCAAUGUCGCUUGAAUCUCAGGCCGAGGCACCCUCCUUUUUCAAUGCAUGCACAGAGGAAGAAUGCUGGUUUCAGCCCGAUGACGAGGGCUCGGAGUAUCCAACCUAUAAUCCCGAGUCGGAGGACCAACUGAACACGAUGGGACUUCAUUAUUACCUGGAUAGCUACCUUGGCGGCACAUGGUCAGCGGACGAAAACAAGCUUCCGAGUUCUGUACACAAAGAAAGGCCAGACCUCCGUCUGAAGGACCUUUACGAACUUCCCAGUGUCGACGGCCACUCGUGGCAGGCGUCUCUCACAUACAUUGCACGACGAGCCGCCGAUUAA